AUGGGCCGCGCCGACGACGAGAUACAAACCAGCGAAUUCUACCCGUACUUUAACAUCCAAGCCACGGCCAUUGCCCCGCAUGAUACGGUGGAUAUUAUCUAUUUUUCUGUACUGUUCGCGAAUAUUGGCGUACACAUCUAUGAUAUGUAUCAGCUUUUGAAAAGCCCUUACAAAGAAGACAACCGCGCAAAACCUAUAAUCUUAUAUGUGCAUGUUACGACAAUAAUCCUCUGCCUGACGCCGUUAUUUUAUGUGGAAAGGACCCAUGUGCCAAAUGAUUUGGAAGUCGGCACGCCGGCCUCGAUUAUAUGGGGCAGAUUUGUUCUUCACAACGAUCACAUCAUUUACACGAUCGUAUUUUUCGUAAACUUCUACCUCUUCGAAUCGCACAUGCUGAUUCUCCUCGUCAUCAAUAUCGUUUCCCUAUACGCGAAAGCAAGAAAUGCCAUCGAAUUUGAUGUAAUUCCACUCUACAACUGGAUAAUUUUGGCAUUGGGCAUACUACUACCAGCCGGAAUUACGACACUUUACUACUGGCAGACAGAAAAAAAAUUACUAGCUGGAUGGCAAGGCCUACAAAUCUACGAACCGCUCGGCGCCUUCCUCGGCUGGAUUUGCGUGGCCUACGCGGUCCUAAAACUCCUCAACCAACCGCUAAACAUUCGGGAAAAGAAGUGGGAGCUGGUGGCUUGGGAUGCGUUUGCGCUGGUGUUGGCAGCAUUAUUUUCGCACGCGUUGACGAGCCCGUUUAUCGUGCCCGGAACUCCGUCCGAUGACUACCCGAAACAUUGCAUGCUGCUGCCGAUCUACUCGAACGUCGUCCUGUUUGCCGUCCAUCGAUUCGGGGAUGAA
Molecule: messenger RNA, 852 nt
Organism: Mesorhabditis spiculigera
Lineage: Eukaryota; Metazoa; Nematoda; Chromadorea; Rhabditida; Rhabditidae
Source: the annotation of a GenBank genome assembly